UGUCCUCCAAAUGGCUCGGACCAAGCAGACGGCGCGCAAGUCCACGGGCGGGAAGGCGCCCCGCAAGCAGCUGGCCACCAAGGCCGCCCGCAAGAGCGCGCCGGCCACGGGCGGCGUGAAGAAGCCGCACCGCUACCGGCCCGGCACCGUGGCCCUGCGCGAGAUCCGCCGCUACCAGAAGUCCACGGAGCUGCUGAUCCGCAAGCUGCCCUUCCAGCGCCUGGUGCGCGAGAUCGCGCAGGACUUCAAGACCGACCUGCGCUUCCAGAGCUCGGCCGUCAUGGCGCUGCAGGAGGCGUGCGAGGCCUACCUGGUGGGGCUGUUCGAGGACACCAACCUGUGCGCCAUCCACGCCAAGCGCGUCACCAUCAUGCCCAAGGACAUCCAGCUGGCGCGCCGCAUCCGCGGGGAGCGGGCGCUCUCCUUGCGGCUGCGCUUGCGCUUCUUGCCGUCCUUCUUCUGCGCCUUGGUCACCGCCUUCUUGGAGCCCUUCUUCGGGGCGGGCGCGGACUUGGCGGGCUCGGGCAUGGUGCUCAGGUCUCAGACAGAAAACCAGCAGAAUGAGUGCCGCUCUCAGGAGGCGUUUGAGGUUAUAAAUAGGAGCGAGAACAGCAGAGACUUCAGUUGCGAACUGUGUUGGCGAUCUGUCCUGAUGGCUCGCACCAAGCAGACGGCGCGCAAGUCCACGGGCGGGAAGGCGCCCCGCAAGCAGCUGGCCACCAAGGCCGCCCGCAAGAGCGCGCCGGCCACGGGCGGCGUGAAGAAGCCGCACCGCUACCGGCCCGGCACCGUGGCCCUGCGCGAGAUCCGCCGCUACCAGAAGUCCACGGAGCUGCUGAUCCGCAAGCUGCCCUUCCAGCGCCUGGUGCGCGAGAUCGCGCAGGACUUCAAGACCGACCUGCGCUUCCAGAGCUCGGCCGUCAUGGCGCUGCAGGAGGCGUGCGAGGCCUACCUGGUGGGGCUGUUCGAGGACACCAACCUGUGCGCCAUCCACGCCAAGCGCGUCACCAUCAUGCCCAAGGACAUCCAGCUGGCGCGCCGCAUCCGCGGGGAGCGGGCGUGAGCUCCGUCCUGCCCACUUGCACCGGAACCCAAAGGCUCUUUUCAGAGCCGCCUAGAGUUUCAAUGGAAGAGCUGUAAGCAAACCCGGAAUCUGUUCCCCAAACAGAACUACCCCCAGGUGGGAUGGGCGCUCCUUGUCCCAGAGGCCGCUUGCCUGUAGCCAGUCCUUCCUAUAUAGCAGCAGCCCUAGCCUAAUGCGUGGCUGUGUUCUUGGUGGAAUAGCUGGCUUCCCCCCAAGUGAGGCCCGAAGUGGUCGCUAAAGCCCCAACCAGGCAUUCAGCUUUGCAGCCUGCACCCUCCUUUUGAAAUACAAUGCCACUAGGCCUGAAACCAUGGUCCUUGCGUAACC
Myotis lucifugus (little brown bat) is the source of this 1411-nucleotide messenger RNA. RefSeq lists its product as uncharacterized. Gene Ontology annotation, molecular function: protein heterodimerization activity; DNA binding; structural constituent of chromatin. Bases 11 to 1063 code for a protein of 350 amino acids. NCBI's taxonomy places the organism in Eukaryota, Metazoa, Chordata, Mammalia, Chiroptera, Vespertilionidae. Gene Ontology annotation, cellular component: nucleosome. The record is from RefSeq and is a predicted model, not a curated record. The transcript is spliced from 3 exons.